AUGGUUUUUGAGUCGGACGCUGUAGCGUAUUAUACUUUUCAUAUAAUCUCACUGCCAUUAUCCCUGACCCUUUUCAUACUCUAUAAAAAUCAUAAACAUCAUUCGACGAUAGCAUAUUUUGCACUGACACUUUUCAUUUCUUCAAUAAAUUCAUGUUAUUUAGCAUUUGCAAAUAAUGGGAAUCUUGGGGAUACAGCAAAUACGGUUGCUUGUGCCUUUCAAGCCUUCUUUGUAACAUAUUUAAAUACUUCGAUAGCUUUAUGGCUUGUUUGCAUUGAAUAUAAUGGUAUUUUAAUUUUCACGAGAAGAAGGAGGUCGAGACAAAGACUCCAACAAAAUGAAAUAUUUGGGAAAAAUGACUUGUUGAGCUUCAUGCUUAUGUCUUGGGGAUUACCUCUAUUCUUUACCAUAACCGCUACCAUAUUGGCAAUUAGUAAAAAUGGAAUGGAACCUUGGUUAUAUUAUUGUAUGAUUUCUAAACCCGCGAUUGGUCCUGCCAUUGGAAUUUAUUUUGUGUCAAUGUGCUCUAUUAUAAUCACAAUAAUACUGAUAGCAUGGAAUAUCAAAUUAAUUUAUGAUCGUGAAUCCAAUGUCGAUGAUGAGAUCGAUAUCGAUUUGUCUAGACGGAUUAUUGCUUUUGGAAUCGUAACGUUAUUGCCCAUUUGCCUUGCCACAACUGCACGGUUGCUUAUGAUGCUAAUGAUGAAUUGGGUUGACGAUACGGGAAUGUGGCCUGAUUUUUUACUCGUUAUGAUCCCAUAUUUUACAUUUAUGAUAUACGGUACAAAACCAGAAAUAUUUAGAAAUUUUUCUCAAGAACCAAUUUCCCUCUCAUGUCGCCAAAAAAAUCGUAGCGAUAAUUUAUUAAUAAAUUUUGCAAUUAUAAAUCCGACAUUAAGAAGAGAUUCAAUUGAAGGGAGACAACGAAAUCCUUCAUUAUAUUCAUCAUUUACAAAACCUUCAUCAGAAGAGUCAAUAGCACGUUCUGUAACACCGGGUCCAUCAACAUUCAGUCAAAGAGCAAACUCGAAUGCAACUGAUCCAUUUUCGCAUAGAAAAAACCCUUCAUUAACAAUAAAUGUACCUGGUCAAUAUCGUAAUAACCGUGUUCGUAAAAGAUCUUCUGCUUCAAUACGUAAAUCCUUUUUAGCUCGGGCUCUAUCUGUGAAUAAAAAUUCCGAAGAUUCUAAUAGAAGUUUAACAAGUGAUGUUGAAAGUGGUCAAGUCAACUCUAGGAAUUUACGAAAAGCUAUGAAAUCAUUAAAGAAACCUUCUUUUCGUCGAAAUAUGACACCUCCUUCUACUCAUCAUACGAUUGCUCAAUUUGGAAGAAGUAAUAGAAAUUCUGAUGAUAAUAAUUGGAAUACAGAGAAAUUUUUAAAGAAAUUUUCUUUCGAAAAUCGAAGUAAAACUGAAUCCGUAAUACACAUUCCACAAGAAUUAAUAUUAGAUGAAAGCAAAAAUUAUAUUCAGGAUGAAUUUAAAGCGAAUUCUUCCUCACGAAGUAUUAAGUUAAUAAAUGGGCAUCUAACUGAUAAACUACCUUUGAUAGAAAUCACACGAAAUUCCACUUCAACACCAUCACAUAUUUCAGUCACUUCAGAUACUGAAGGAAUAUUUGAUAAAAGUGAAAAGCAAAGAAGGGACCGAUCAAUGAAAAGAAAACAAAUUUCAUCUAAACUUUCUAGACCACCUCCAUUAUUAUUAAGUGAAAACCAUCAUCAACAAUCUUUAUCACCAAAAUCAACGGAACAAUCUCCAAGCUUUUUCUUUUUAACUUCAAAAUCCAAUAAAUCUACAGAUUCAUCAGGCUCUUCUCAUGGUGGAGGGUUAAGACUUACGCCAAGAAAUAGUAUACCUGUAAAUAUACUAAAUAGAAGAUCAUUACUUGAUGCUUUACCUAGAUCUUCAACAUCCACUAUUAAUGAAGAGAAUUAG
This is a messenger RNA of Funneliformis geosporum, 1938 nucleotides long. The record is from the annotation of a GenBank genome assembly. NCBI's taxonomy places the organism in Eukaryota, Fungi, Glomeromycota, Glomeromycetes, Glomerales, Glomeraceae.